GUUGCAUCUAUUACUUAUGAAUAGAUACAACUCUUAAAACUAAUACAUACAUUUAAAAAAUGAAAAGUAUGAAAACACACAACUUUUGACAUUAUAAUAAAAAGACACAAAAUUAUGGAUACACACAUUGUUUCAUAAUUUGACAACCUUUUUACACUAAUAUCAGUUUUUUUUUCUAAUGAAAAUACACAACCAUUCAACGUUGGGAUUCUUAUUAUUAAUAGAUCAGCACUAGUUUUGUGAACCUUUCCUCCAAAAUAUUACUUGUUUUGAUUUUGUAUAUUAUUUACAAACACUUUGUUUAUAUGAUAUGAUGAGUUAUUUGAACUAGAUGUCUAAUUUAAUGUAAUGCUUUGAACUAGCCAUGCAGGUUUUUCUGGUUCAUCAUAAAUUUUACUGAAUUAACAAAAAAUAAAGUCCGGUUCGGUUAGUUUAGUUAGCUCAGUUAAUUCAUUUCUAGUUUUUAGUAUGGAUUGGUUGUAAAUAUUUUUUUGAGAAAAAAAUUGAAAAACUGAUUUGCCGAACUGAAAACCAAUCUAUACAAUACUAAAAGGGCUUAACCCUCAACCCUCAAGCCUCCACGUAUGACUAAAAAAUCAACAAAUAACAAAUGAUUAUUCGGCCACGUCAGCUUUAGAAGAGAUAAACGAUAUUGGGUCUAUUCAUUUGGACUUCAAUAAUCUUAAGUGGCCAUUUAAUACAUUGGGCCCAUCUCUCCUCUAAAAAAAAUUGCUCGACGCAAAGCAAUGGUUUCCAACUUUUCCACUUCUCCAUCACUGUUCCAAAUCUCUGCAACUUAGGCCGUUUCUGUGUAAUAAUCACCAUCCACUCUCACUAAUUCAAUUCUAUAAAGAUGUUAUCUUUCCACCUCCCUUUGUUUACUCUUAUAUAAACUCUUUCAUAGAAGCUUAUAUCGAACCAUAAUCUUCAUCCUCCAUUCGACAACAUCAAUCGGUGGCCCUAAAAUCUGUACAAAAUUCCGGCAAGUCUCAAGUUGCCCUAUAUUUUCAAUGACAUCUCAGCAGAUCCAUCAGAGUCGGUAUUACGAUUCCGUUUGAUUCACUUCUAUGCACGGUCCUUCUUACCUACGAACAGCAGGCCCGUUAGAGUCUGAAUUACAACUUCUACCAAACUUCUCUUCAGCUCAGCAAGUCUCCACCUCACAUUCUUUUAUGUUUAUUGCAGGAGAUAUGGGAAGACAAAGCUGGAGCAGGCGAGAGAGUUGUUUGAACAUGCUGUUUCCAUAUGCUGUAUGUCAGGACCUUAUACCUUCAGUAUGUCUCUCAAUAUGCUCAUCCAAGGUCUGUCCCAGAAUUCAAUUGGCAUAUAUAUGUUCGGGGUUGGUUAAUAUUAUGAGAGGGAGAAGUUUCUGUUACACCAAGUGGCACGAGUCUCAGGUGCAAUGUGGGAAGGAAGACACAUAUAGAGAGAAAUGCUUCGAAUCAAGAGAAGCGUCUCCGCAUGUUACACUCAGACUCAUUUCAUUCUGAUAGAGAACACGAUGCAAAAAGACGAGAUGGUAGAUGUGGAGGAGGCAAAAACUAGCUGAAUAAAGCAGGUUUGCCAGAAGAUGAAAUGGCAGCUCAUGUCCCAAUGUCUACCACAGUUACAUCAAAAGAUGGUGCAAGAAAACUAAGUCUUGUGAGCCGGUGACAGGGAAUGUGGAAGGUACUGAGCUUCCUGAAGAGUGUGAUGUUGAGUCUGUUGGAGAACAAAGUAGAGAUCUUUUGGCAAAAAAAAAAAGGGUAGAGAUCGCUCAUAAAGAAAUCCAUGAUGCUGUGUUUGGAGGACCUGCCAGAAAGAGAGGAAGACGGUAAAGAAGCUAAAGAAGGCGUUGAAAAUGGUAGCCAAGGCUUUGGGAUUGUAAUAUGCAAAACAUGAUCUUAUUAUUAUCGUGAGAAUCUAUGUACUUCUGUUUUUGUCUCAAUUCCACCAUGUUAGUUUAUUACCGAGUUCUUUGUACUCUUUCCAUUACUUGGCCUUUCACGGGAGUUACAUCUUUUGAUCUAAA
This is a messenger RNA of Brassica napus (rape), 2011 nucleotides long. RefSeq lists its product as uncharacterized. The record is from RefSeq and is a predicted model, not a curated record. Bases 1068 to 1490 code for a protein of 140 amino acids. The transcript is spliced from 5 exons. Lineage: Eukaryota; Viridiplantae; Streptophyta; Magnoliopsida; Brassicales; Brassicaceae.